AUGGAUCCUCCCGUCGCCGCAACCUCCGUGUUCCGGUGGUCUCGGAGUCGCCGGAAGAUUCAAAUCCGCCGUCGUAGGUCACAGGUGGUGCGUCUUGGGGGGAAGAACAAUGUGGGGCCACGUGGCGGCCGAUUCUCAUUGAAGAAGAUGGUGAGGAGGAUGAAGCUGAGAUGGUUGAAACUACACUACGUGAGACUUGUGAAGAAGAUCAAAGUGUUUUAUCGUAAUUUGGUGAAAGAGUUCGUAGACGCAGGAGCUGAGCUUGAAGCGAUUCAGAAGCGAAUGGCGAUUGAAGCGGCUGCGUUUGCGGUUCCGGGUUUAGGUCUCUCUUUCUCCUCUAUGUCAGUCCAUGACCGAGCACGGUAUUUUCUUGUAUAG
This is a messenger RNA of Thlaspi arvense, 378 nucleotides long. The record is from the annotation of a GenBank genome assembly. Lineage: Eukaryota; Viridiplantae; Streptophyta; Magnoliopsida; Brassicales; Brassicaceae.